GGAGAAGCCAUAGAGAUUUCCCCUCAUGGUGUGCCGGAAGCGGAAGAGAUUCUUUAGCCGGCAUGGCGGCGGUGGGGUGGCUGAGUUUUCUGGCUCUCUUUGGAUUGGCGGUGUUGAGCGUUGCGGUGCCGCUUAAUUCUGAAGGGAGAGGCUCAAAAACAACCAAAGGCAGCACGAAAGGGAUAGCAUCAACUGCAAAAAGGCCAGACACCGUACGAGAGGCUUCAAAUGUACCUACAAAUGGGCCAAGCAAUAUUAAAUCCAGCCAAACUGGCAACUUGCAAGAUACCCAUCCAAGCCAGGACUCUGUGAACAAUGGUGUUGACACUGGUCAUAGUCCUGCUGAGCCAGCAGGCAAUGGCCAAUCCAACCAAAAUGGGAAUUCGCUAGAAGACCUCCCGAAAGAUCCAGCUGUAAAGGAAGUUGACCCUGCUCAAAGUCCUGCUAAACCACCAGACAAUGGUCAAUCUAACCAGAACGGGAAUUCCCAAAAAGAGCCCCCCAAAGAUCCAGCUGUAAAGGAUGUUGACACUGCUCAUAGUCCUGUUAAACCACCAAGCAAUGGUCAAUCCAACCAAAAUGGGAAUUCCCAAAAAGAGCCCCCAAAAGAUGCAUCUCUAAAGGAUGUUGAUGCUGCUCAGAGUCCUGCUAAACCACCAAGCAAUGGCCAAUCCAACCAAAAUGGGAAUUCCCAAAAAGAGCCCCCAAAAGAUCCAGCUGUAAAGGAUGUUGACACUGCUCAGAGUCCUGCUAAACCACCAAGCAAUGGCCAAUCCAACCAAGAUGGGAAUUUGCAAGAAGACCUCCCGAAAGAUCCACCUGUAAAGGAUGUUGAUGCUGCUCAGAGUCCUGCUAAACCACCAAGCAAUGGCCAAUCCAACCAAGAUGGGAAUUUGCAAGAAGACCUCCCGAAAGAUCCACUUGUAAAGGAUGUUGAUGCUGCUCAGAGUCCUGCUAAACCACCAAGCAAUGGCCAAUCCAACCAAGAUGGGAAUUCACAAGAAGACCUCCCGAAAGAUGCAGCUGUAAAGGAUGUUGAUGCUGCUCAGAGUCCUGCUAAACCACCAAGCAAUGGCCAAUCCAACCAAGAUGGGAAUUCACAAGAAAACCUCCCGAAAGAUCCAUCUGUAAAGGAUGUUGAUGCUGCUCAGAGUCCUGCUAAACCACCAGACAAUGGCCAAUCCAACCAAGAUGGGAAUUCGCAAGAAGACCUCCCGAAAGAUCCACCUGUAAAGGAUGUUGAUGCUGCUCAGAGUCCUGGUGAGUUAAAUCCUCUGGCUCCAAAGUUAGAUUCUGCAGGUAAAGAAUCAGUUGAUGAGGACCUUGAUGCUGAUCAAGACAGAGAUGAUGUGGAAGACAAUGAGGAAAAGGAUAAGGUUUCCAAGACUGCAGAUGAGAAAAAGACCCUCCUUCCACCUGAUCCAGCCUCCAAAGAAUCUGAGAAUAGCCACUUCUUUGCUUACUUAGUGACCACUGCUAUUGUUGUUGCUGCCUUAUACAUUGCCUACCACAAUAAACGAAAGAUCAUUGCCUUUGCUUUGGAAGGAAAGAGAUCAAAGUUAACCCGAAGGCCCAAAUCCAGUGACUAUCAGCGACUGGAUCAAAAGAUCUAAAGCAAAAAACCCCAAAUCCCUACUAGACAUUGGGUUGAAUAAGGACUCGCCCUGAGAAGAAGCACACAGAAAGAUGGGCCAAUGUCUCGCCUUCUAUCCGUACAGCCCUGAUGCUCUUCAGUUGUGCCCAAGGGAAGGGAGGAAAAGAAGUGCUUUUAAUUCUGCACGUGCACUUUUGUAAUGGUCAUCUUUCUGUCAUUCUUUCCAAGUCCUCACAUGUUCAUGCACCCCUCUCAGCUACUUGAGGUUGGACUGUUUUCUCCCAUACUGUGAUACACGAACCGUUAUGUACGACCUGUGUCCAAAUAAUGUGCUACUGUUCUGCAAUGGUGAUACAAAGGGCUGUGCUUUGGAGGCACCUUGCCUGUCAAAUGAGCAGGCUGCACGCUCUCCUAAAUUCCUUGGCACAAUCUUGGUAAUCAGUGUGGUGGGAUUGUAGGUUGAAUGCUGACAACAGCUGUUCAUGGUAUGGAAACUAGAAGCUCACUUCAGGGUCCUUUGCACUAGUCGUUUUGUGGGGAGGGGGCGGGGAGGGAUCUGUUUGAAAUCAUCCACAAGUAGAUGACAAAAUUUGGACAUUAACAUUAAUGUUUACAAGUCUUUCUAGAGAGGAAAGUCUAUGAAAAGGAGGGGUUAUAAGGCUCAGUUUGUGGUUUCCCAAUUCUAUUUGUUGUUGUUUUUGGUACAUUGCUUCCUGUUAAGCUGAAGAUCAGAGGAUUCAAAGUUUGCUGGUGUGAUAGAAUUUGGGUGGAGUGUUUUGACCUUCCCCACUCUGCUCUGUGCCAAUCAUCUUUUGAAAAGAAUUUCAACAAAAUUUUGUCUGCCACUAGUGCCACAUCCUCACAAUACAAAUGUCAGAAGAGCGAAGUUGUCGGGGCUGUUUCAAGAACUGCAAGUAAUUUUUUUUUCAAAUGUUUCUGGUAACUUGCACUCACUGGUAAUUUGCAAAGAAUAAAUUGUUCAUAAGUUGCUUUUUGCUGUGUAAAUCCACCAUUUCAGACCCACAUAGAUCCUCACUAUUGAUCCUAAGAGUGGGCCGAUUGCUCUUGCAUAAGUCUAAACAUCUUUUUUUCACUUAAUAGCUUUUUUUUUAGUGCAUUUCUUUCAAAGUGUGAAGAACAUUUGGCUAGAAAUGUAUGCUAGGGUUCACCGAUGCACUGAAUGUUUUAAUUCCAUAGUAGCACUAUCAUGUUCCUAAAUCAGUGAAAUAGUGUUCCUACAGAGCCUCGUAAUUCCAUAGAGCAAUCUUUAAUGCAAACCAGCCUGUUCUUUCUGUCUGUUUGAUGGCCUUUGGCAAACUGCAGCUGUUCUGAGGCUCCUUAUUUCUGUCCAUCCUAAGGAAGGUGAGAAUGUGAAUGAGAAACUAAUUCUGCCUCAAUCUCUCCAAUUCUGUGCAUGUGUUUCCACUUACAAUUCUUAAUAGAGGAUCAAUUUCGCAAACCCUGCUUAGUCACGUAAUUGCAAUUUGGCAGUCUGUUUGGAUGUUAGAAUAUCCUCUAAUGCUGAUGUUUUCUGCAGCUCCCUUCAGCAGUUUCUGUCAGCACAAAUUGGGAGAAGCAUAGCUGUUUGAGAAGCUUUGACCACCUUCUCCUGCACCUGGAAAGGAGUCUUUUAGUUCAAGCCCAGUCUUCUGCUGGCUAAUUGUUCUCACCAUUAAAAAUAUGAAUGCUGGCAUGAUCGUCUGUCCCUGGAGUCCCAUGCCAACUCUAUGAUAAUUUUAGUUGGUUUGUAGCUAGGCAUGUAAUAAGUUGCAAAAAACCAGCAUGUUGAGAAUUCCAGGGCCAGUAAGUGACAACUUGCCUGCAAUCAGCAGUGGUCCUCCUCUUCCAAUACCAAAUGGAAAUUGUCAGAGACCGUGUUCUGUUGCUCCCUGCAAUUAAAGCACUGGAGGCUGACUUCUGUUAUGCUUGAUGUACAAUCCUGUAUGCUCUUUCCUUAAUUCUCUCACUGUAAAAAUCUGUGGAAUUAUUUUUUUAUUUUUAAUUGAUUUUGUGAUUUCUCUCAGGCAAGAGACUUAAAGUCCCCUGUCCCCUACAAGUGAAAACUUGCUCCAUGUUCUUUGUUGUGUUCACAUUUUUACCUAGAUUUCAAAUGAGUGGAGUUGUUUUGCUUGGGUACCUUUCUUGCCAAAAUGUGGAUUUUCCUUUACUGUCCUCAGUGCUGUUUGGACCCACAAAUGUGUGUUUUUGUUUCUGGCAGCUUUAAAAUGAGACACUUUAAAAAUUCAGGCAGAAUUCAGGCUUGUUUUUAAGUUUUGUAAUUUUCUGUGUGGUGAACUGAAUAAAUGGAUAUACCAAACUUUUCCCACCAUUUCUUGGAACAUUGCAUCAACUUUUAAAUGGCCCUACCUUGUAUGGAGAUCACAGGAUCUUUAAGACCUCUCCAUUCCAAAUACUCCCUUGUGUCCUUGCUCACAAGAACUCCUUAAACUCUGCCUACAAGAACUGCUGCUUGGAGACAGCCCUGCCUCCUCAUGGUGAGCAGAGAGGGGUGGGUGGAGGUAGUCUCUGUGUUCCAUUUGUAGUGGAAGAACAUUCAUGGAACGGGGAGUAGAGACAGGAUACUGCUGUUAUCAUACUCCCUCUUCCUUCCCCAGUUUGGGAAGUAUAUGAUACAUCCCUCUUACGCUUUGCAAUUGACAUCUGUACAGAUUGUGUAUGAUUUACUUAACUAUGGCAGCAUCAGCCACCUGGUAACGCAGCUUCUGAUAGUGAACUGUCCUACAGUCUUGGCACUUCCAGCAGUGUUCUAGAUCAAAAAAUAAAAUCUCAGUUGGCCAACCUUUGAAUUCAUUCCCUUCAAAGGGAAAUGCCGUAUAGGUAUCUUCAGACUAUGGAGGAAAAGAGCAGUGUCUCUGAGAUGAAGCCUAGCUGCUUUUCGGCUUGAUUUCACUGUGUUAUAAGCUUAACUUGGUGAUGAGAAAUGCAAUCGGUCUUUCUUUGCUUGUGUUUAUCUGCCAAGCCAGAAGAAAGCUUGCUGUCUGGAUAGCCAUAAAACAACUGGAGUACUAAAAGCCUGCUCUGUAUCCCAAAAGCAGGAUAAAAAUAUCUUAAUAAAUAGCUAUCUGCUUGUUUGACUGCGA
This is a messenger RNA of Eublepharis macularius, 4695 nucleotides long. RefSeq names its product trans-golgi network protein 2 (gene TGOLN2). Bases 63 to 1613 code for a protein of 516 amino acids. The transcript has 4 exons. Gene Ontology annotation, cellular component: trans-Golgi network; trans-Golgi network transport vesicle; endosome. Lineage: Eukaryota; Metazoa; Chordata; Lepidosauria; Squamata; Eublepharidae. The record is from RefSeq and is a predicted model, not a curated record.